CAAGUUUCGCUUUUAGUAGAUGAGAUGCUGAGUUUGAUUCUUAUUUCACCGCCAUGAGCUAGCCCAUAAUUGUGUUCUAGUUCAUUAGUCGACCGUCCGUCGACACCGCAAACACGACAGCCUGGAGUGGUUCCCCCGUGCUUUAGUUUGGUCGACGUCUCGUCCCGGAACAAAAUCAAGCCGUCAUUUCAACCUCGUCAAGUCCUUCGUCAAAUCACGCAAGGCAAGAAUUAUACCUGCGACUGCGUCGGCAGCACACUGACACUGUCGCUCCUCCUGUUGGCCCUUCGGCAGUUGUAGUGAAAGCAGCUAUGGCUGCCGCGUAGAGGACGCACCUGCAGAGCGGUAGCCAGCGCAAAAUGCAGCUACGCGGCCAAGAACAAGAUCAUGAGCCGGUAUAAGUAUUUCUAUCCGUAUUUUAUUUGUGUGUGUGUGUGUGUGUGUGAAGAUUCCGUUUCCGUUUAAUAUUUCAUAAUCGUUAUCCGUUUUUUUGUCAACAAGGUUGCUGAUUUUCGCGAAGAGGCACUGCCGUGUUGUUCUUCAUUUUCCUUGAUCAUGUAGAUGUUGUGGGUUGAAAGAGAAAUAAUUGAAAUAAAUCCUAAAGGACCACGACGGCCCCGUGGUGCUGAAAAUUGGGACGAAGCCCAGUGCCCCGUCCUCUCCGAGAAAACGACGCCCAAGUGUAAGUGGCGGCGAAGCGGUGAAAAACAGUUUGCUUUCGUGCUGUUUCUCCCCUUCCGCUUCCUCAACAAGAACCUGGAGCGGAGCCCUAGCGAAUGCGAACAUAACAGCCGGGGGUGCGGCGGGGACAAGCAGAAUAAAUGCCGGUAGCAGCGCGGAGCGCUACUCGAAAAGGUGCACGGUGGCUGUGGUGGAGGAGGAGCUCCCCAUGCCACGCAGUACUAUUUCGCUGCAGAGAAUGACGCAUCGAGCCGGUCGUCGCGGAAGUGUCCCAGCAUCGACACCCUCCCCCUUGGCGAAAAGGCCCGCGCGCAACGCUUCCUGCACGAACUUGAUCCGUCGGACCAGUGGACACUACGACGCACCGGUGGGGAUAGAAAAUACUGCGGCGAGCUCUGCGACAGCAGGUAUGCAUGAUUUAUCAUAUGUUUUGUAACUAUGUUUAUGUUACUACUUCCAUCAGAACCAGAAGGGGCCCAAUGGAAAGAGCGCUGGGAUGAAAAAGUUUAAUGUUCUUGUGUUACAACACGGAUUUUUCUUUCGGAUGUUUAUCGUGCUCGUGCCCCCGUUAUCUAGAUAAAUGUAGUAGGUCGUCUAGAAAUAAAAUGAUGUGAAAGGUCGCUACGAACAAUUCCGGUGUCGUCCAGAGGAUCGGUUGAGAAUCAAGAUCUUCGAAGUGGAGGAAACCGACGACGAAUAUCCAGGAAAAAACACCCAUCCACAUCCAAUUUGUCAUGCAAAACAUGCAUAAAAUCCACUAUUUGUCAUGCAAAAAAUGGAUGGGGAUGGGUGUUUUUUCCUGGAUAACGAAGCACGAGCAGGGUCUUCGUCUUCAACCGGCAGCAAAACGUCGAAAAACAGUUUGUUCUCGUGCUCUUUUUCCCCUUCCUCAAGAGCCCGGAGAGGAGCCCUAGCGAAGGCGAGCAGGAGCAGGACAGCUGGCGCGGCGGGGACGACAAGCAAGAACGCCGGUAGCAGCGGCGCGGGGUGGUACUUGGAAAGAUGCGCGGUGGCCGUUGUGGCGGACGAGCUCCCGCCCGAGCCCGUGACGCAUACUAUAUCGCUGCGGAAAAUGCCAAAUCAGACCGGUUGUGGAGGAGGUAGCUUUUUGUUGUUGCUUGUCUGUCGUGCUCGGGAGUGUUUUUGUAGUACACGAAGAAGAUCAUCAUUCUGUAGGAGGUGCAGCAGAUUCUAGAAUUUAUAUACGCUGAGGCCGUAUUCGUGAUACGUAUGUUUCUUUAUGUAGUAGACUCUACUAAGUAGUAGAGAUGAAAUGGUGAAUGUAUAUUAAAACAGUUUUUCCAGCACCAGCAUCGGUACCCAAUCCCCCCCUUGGCGAAAAGACCCGCGAGCAACUACGCUUCCUGCACGAGCUUGAUCCGCAACAACACCAAAAACCAAUCCUACGUGUCGAAGACUCUGCUGCAAGCAAGCGGACUUGUUGUCUUCGUCCGGUGGUUCUGGCCACUACUACUUCUUUUGCUAGCUGGUCACUUGUGCGACUGCCUCGACCCGCACCAGGUAAUGGAGGGUUACUAUGUGGAUGA
Messenger RNA from Amoebophrya sp. A120, 2228 nucleotides. NCBI's taxonomy places the organism in Eukaryota, Dinophyceae, Syndiniales, Amoebophryaceae. The record is from the annotation of a GenBank genome assembly.